Molecule: messenger RNA, 7089 nt
Organism: Orcinus orca (killer whale)
Lineage: Eukaryota; Metazoa; Chordata; Mammalia; Artiodactyla; Delphinidae
Gene: SPATA6
Product: spermatogenesis associated 6
Exons: 13
Coding region: 197-1663 (488 amino acids)
Biological process (GO): motile cilium assembly; spermatogenesis
Molecular function (GO): myosin light chain binding
Source: RefSeq, a predicted model, not a curated record
CUGCCAUGACAACGAGUCCGCGCCCCGCGCAAGGCUGCCGCUCGGGCGGGACCCUGGCUGGACCGCGGGCCCCGGCCUGGGGGCACAGCUGCUACCGCCGCCGCCACCUCGUCUCCUCCCCGUCCCCGCCCCGCGUCUCCUCACCUCCCUCGGGUCCGCGGCCGGGGUCCCUCCCCGCCGCCCCAACCCUGCGCGGAUGCCGAAGGUGAAGGCGCUGCAGUGCGCCCUGGCGCUGGAGAUCCGCUGUGUAACUUGCCCAGGAGUGGUGCUGAAAGACAAGGAGGACAUCUAUCUUAGCAUCUGUGUGUUUGGCCAAUACAAAAAGACACAAUGUGUCCCAGCCAGUUUUCCACUGGUCUUCAAUGCCAGAAUGGUGUUUGAAAAGGUGUUCCCUGAAGCAGUAGACCCUGGAGAUGUGGUUGCACAGCUUGAAUAUGAUACAGCAUUGUUUGAGUUGAUUCAGCUAGUUCCGCCAGUGGGUGAAACACUGUCUACAUAUGAUGAGAAUACACGAGAUUUCAUGUUCCCGGGUCCAAAUCAGAUUUCUGGACACCAUGACUCAAACCGCCAGGCUACCAUGAGGAAGAUUUCUGGCCUUCACGGAAUUGCUCCAAAGCUGGAAUUUUCUACAACCUCAGUGAUUACCGAAUGUCUGAUAAGUUCAAGGAAGUGCCACACUCAGGAUAAAUUUAUUCACCAUACGGCUCCAGUUGAAAAAUCACAUGGCAGACUGCAAACCAGAACAUCAAGGUCACAAAAGAAAAACUCCAAAUCACCUGAGAGAAAUAAAUAUUGCAUAAAUGCAAAAAACUACGAACAGCCUACAAUUUCUUCAAAAUCACACUCUCCAUCUCCUUACACAAAAAGACGCAUGUGUGAGCUAUCUGAAGACACUAGGCAGCGGCUGGCGCAUUUAAAUCUGGGGCCCUAUGAAUUCAAAAAAGAAACAGAUAAACCUCCAUUUGUGAUUAGACAUGUUGAUCCCCCAAGUCCCAGGGCUGAUGCUUUAUUUGGAUCUUCUGGCAGAGACUGUGAAAGAAAUGGAUGGUCCAGGCUGCACAAUGAUCAUUCUCAUCUUCGCUGCUACCGACCCAAGGAUUAUAAGGUCAUCAGAACACCUCAUGGGAGAGACUUAGAUGACUCUUUGGAAAGAUGUGAUGACUAUUUGAGUUCAAGGUCACGUAGCAAGCCCCAGCAUUCAUCCAGGACCUCACUCGUUCAUUCAGCACCCUCUACAAUGCCGAAGCAUUCUCCAAGCCCUGUGUUAAAUCGUGCUUCUCUCAGGGAAAGAUUCCAUUCUGACUGGUGUUCACCUUCAAACUGCGAUGAGAUCCAUGACCGGGUAAAGAAUGUGUUGAAAUCACAUCAGGCUCAUCAGAGACAUUUAUAUGAUGAGAGAGACCCAGAGAAAGAAGAUGAACUGGAAUUGAAAAGAGGUCUUUUAUAUAGAGACUCUGCCUAUGACAGUGACCCAGAGUAUAGUUCAUUUCAGCAGCCACGUGGCACUCUCCAUUUGGAUGAUGGCGAAUACUGGUCCAACAGGGCAGCCUCUUAUAAAGGAAAAUCCUACCGACCCAUCUUUGAGAACAGCAUGGACAAGAUGUACAGGAGCUUAUACAAAAAGGCCUGUAGUUCUGUUUCUCAUACACAGGAAGGCUGCUGAGACCAGUGGUGAUAAACUGUAUGAGUGUCCUUGUCAACUUCUCAAUGAAAACAUGUGAUGUGAUCAGUAUCUGUAUUCCUUUUCUUUUAAACAGGUGGUUCUAAUUGAGUACAGUAGUUAGACUUGAAUAAGUUUAUUACUUCAAAUGAUAAAUUAUCAUGGGCAAACCUUCUUUUUCCAAUCACAGUAAAGAAUGCUAUAUUCUAAAAGUCAAAGCUCUGCAACACAAUUACAACCUCCAUUGUGAUUCUGAGAAGGCUGUUCUGUCACAUCUCUCUCAUAUCACCAGCUACAAAUCCAAAAACAGAUUCUCUCUAGAAAUGUUCUUCUGCCUUAAUCACCUUGUAAUUUUCUUUUCACCUACUUGACUGGUUAUCUUGUCUAAGAUUUAAUUAUUAUUAUUAACUCUCUUUUCUUGGUCAUGAGCAAAAAGAUAUACUGUACGAAGAUGAAUUUCCUAGGAGUUUAAACCCUGUUUUAACUAGUAUUUUCUACCGUUUGCUCCCUCAGAAAAGGCUAUUGAUAUGUCUUAGCUCCUAAGAUACAGCUUUCUUUUUAAAGUUUCUAUAAUCAUUCACUCCCUCUUCUCUAAAAGACCUACCUAAGUUACUUAAAAUGCUUAACAGUUAGUAGAAAUAGCAAUGGCCAUGGGUGAUCCACAGUGUGCAUAACUGAUUUUCAAAGACAGAAUUUUUUGCAUGAUUUUCUUCUAGAGCCAUAUCUUUGGUGCAUCCAGAAUCAGAAAAUAGCCUUUGUUAAUAAGCCUGUAGAGACUCAGAAAGAAUAAGGGACUUAUAUUGUAAUUCCACCUCUUUAGAGUUUUCAUAGGUAUCAAAUAGCCCAAGAAAGUAGCAUCCUUACUUUAAAGGACACUUGGAACCAUAAAGUGGAGGAAAAUAUUAGAGCGUAACUCUUUGUACCAGAAAGUUGUUAGUUGAGAAAAUUAGCUUCUCCCCCACGCCCCAAACACACCUAUGAGGCCAGUGAGGCUUUGAAGAUAUGAAGAAAUCAGUUACCUUGUAUUCACCAGAGUGAGUGGAAGAAAAGCAGAGAAUAGGACAUGGUAAACUUGGCUUAUAAACUUAAAGAGUUGACUACAAGGUAAUGUUUUCUCAUUGACUCCAUCUUUGGUUAAUUUUAUAGUUAUGAUCUUAAAAGAAAAAACUUGAGUUAAACUCUAUUUAAAUUGGAAUCAGCAUGUAAAAUUGGGUGAUUUAUUUUUGUAAUAGGAGAAAAUACAUAAUACUUGUUAUCCAGUAAUAAGACUUUUUUACUUUGUGUUUGAGUGUUUUAUCUGUGGCAAUCUGCAAGGUAUUGGCAAGCACAUCAGAGAUAGGAGCCAGGUGUCCUAGGCUAUAGAUCUCUGGUCCUUAGUUUCCUCAGUUAUCAAAUGGAGAGAAUGGAGUAGGUCAGCAUUUCCUGAACCAUGUUCUGUAGACCACUGUUCUAGGAGAUGGCUAUAGGAAAUAUAAGUAUUUCAUUGAUCAUGUAAGUUUAGGAAAAAGCUAUGCACUAUAUUCACACCCCUCAAACUUAGAGAGUCAUGCGUAUGAUAACAGGAGUGAAAGGGGGUCUACUGAUGCUGAGAAAACAGUGGUAAACUGGAGCUGUCCGGGCAAACUACAUAUGGUCAUCUUAGUCAUAGUAAACAGUAGCAUGUUAGAGGCUCUAAGAAAUCCUGGCAUAAAUAUGUUUUGCUCUAGCGUCUAGAAGAAAGUCUGACACAUAGUUGGUGCUCAUUAAAUAUUUAUUGAAUUAACCCAGAAUUUCCUAAACUAAAUUGAGUGUGUAACAAUAUUUGUUGUUAUGGUUAUCUUUCCCCUCCCAUUCUGCUCCCCCAACUCCCCAUACUUCCUCUGAAAUGCCAUCUGCAGGUACAUGUGGGCACAGUCAGGGAAAUACUGGACUACACAAUCACUGAGCUACCCUCUGGCUGUAAGUUGUAUGUUGAUGUUUUGUAUAAGCUUUUGAAGGUCAACAUUGAAUGAUGGUUUUUAAAAAAAAUGAUAUGUUCAACGAAACUUAGUAUUUUUUCCCUUUGGUAGAAACAAAUGAAAAAUUCCUCCCUUUAAAAGUUGCUUCUGGUGAAAAGAACAAAUAUGAACUUUAAAGAAAAUAUUUGCUCUCAUAGAAAAUCUCCUGAGUGAAUAAGUAUCACAAAAAUUACUUAUUGUACCUAUAUUUGCCAUUGUCAUACAAAGGCCACCAAAAAAAAUGGGUCUCAAAGGGGAACUUUAGAAAGUGUUAAUUUGAAAGACAUUUUCCUAUGGAUUAAAUUUGACAUCUCUGUGAAGGAUCGGAUGUAAAUUUCCACAUAUGUAGCAUCUUUGCUAAGUGUCUAUUUCCAUUCCCUAGGGGAAAGAGUGGUUUUUGUUGCUAUCCUUAACUAUUACUGUGAAUUCUUAUGUUGUAUUAUCAUUUAAGAGUAAAACCUUUAAGUACUAAUAGUUGCCUUUUCUCAUUGAAAGAAUCAGAAAGGUGCAGUAGUUUUUUCUCUUAAUCUUUUUUUAAUAUCCCCUAAAAUCUAGUAAUAGUUACUAGGCUUAAUAUGAAAGAUAAAUAGGUCUGUCCUUUUCUUUUUAAUGUAACUUUUCCUUUAAGUUAAAAAAAGAAAAAAGAACCCGGGAAUUUUAGGAAGGAAAAUGUUAAUUCAACUAAGAAAAAAGAUGAAUCAUUGGACUGAGAAUGAGUUCUCCCUGGUUUCACUACUAGUUGUAUAACUUUGUUUAAGUCAUUUAUCCUUCUUGGAGCUCAGUUUUCUUACCUGUAAGGUGAGGAAGGGGUUAAUUUAGAAUGACCUUUUAAUGUUCCAACAUUUUUCUAGUUCUAUAAUUGAUCAAUAUAGAAGAUUAGGAAGUUCUAGGCAGCAGAGUUGUGUUGUGAUUUCAAAGAUAAAGCCCUUGAUUAAAAAUCUGGACCAAAUGGAGAAUUCUCAUUAUUGUGUUCAUUUUCUAAUAAUAGGUUUUUUGAGAUAGUUAAUAUACUUACAAAAUUCACCCUUUAAAAGUAUACAGUUGAGUGGUUUUUAGUAUAUUCACAGAGUUGUGCAACUGUAACCACUAACUAUGUAUAAAAUAUUUCAUCACCCCAGAAGGAAAUCCUGUACCCAUUAGCAAUCACUCCUCAUUCCCUUCUCCCCUCAGCUCCUGGCAACCACUAAUCUACUUUCUGUUUCUGUGCUUAUUCUGGACAUUUCGUAUGAGUGGGAUUAUAUAAUACGUGACUUUUGUGUCUGGCUUCUUUCACGUAGCAUAAGGUUUUCGGAACUCAUCCCUGUUGUAACAUGUAUCAGUACUUCAUUUCUUUUUAUUACUAAAAAAUAAUCCAUUGUAUGGAUAUAUCACAUUUUAUUAAUCCAUUCAGGUGGGCAUUUCAUUGUUCCCACUUUGGGGAUAUUAUGAAAAAUGCUGGUACUGUUAACAUUUGUGAACUUUGUGAAGACAUAUCUUUUUAUUUCUCUUGAGUAUACACUUAGGAGUGGAAUUGUUGGAUCAUAUGGAAACUCUAUGUUUAACAUUUUGAAGAACUGCCGAACUGUCUUCCAAAGUGACUCAACCAUUUUACAAUUAUUAUGUUUAUUUUUAUCUUACCUUAGGAACUUAGGCUAGUUACACAUUCAAGCACUCAUUCACCCAUUUAUCACAUAUUUAUUGAGCACUGUGUUAGAUAUAGAGUAUAAAAUUUUUUAAUGUAUCUUUCCACAAGCAUGCAGAUUCUAUUGAGAGAGACAAAUAACAGUGUAUUUCAACAUUUACAGUGGUUUGGUAACUUCUAUGAUAUAAGAAUGCAAGAAUGAGGAUAGGGCAUGGUAGCUUGAUGCAACAGAACCUGCAAAAGUGUGAAAAUGGGAGAGAGCAUGAUUGUUCAGGAAGCUCCAAGUGCUUUAGCUGGAGAUUAUGUGCAAGGUUGCAACCACUUUGGUGGGACAGUUAAGAGGACCGCAAAGUGAACAACAGGCCUGGAGCAGCAUUAGAUGUGGUAACUUUUGAGCUGGACAUUGAAAGAUGGGAAGGACUUUUGUGUAUAGGAAACCAAGAUGGAAUAAACUCAAUAUUGGUCAGCUUUUAUGAGGGUGGAGGUGGGAUUGAGGAAAAUAUCCAGUAAUCAGUUAAAGAUCUAGAACUUGGGAGAACUCAAGAAUACAAAAUGGAUUUUUGAAGUAAGAUCAAAAUAAUGAAUUCAGAUCAAAAUAAACAAAAGCUCUAUGUUGUUCAUGUCCUAAUUUGUAUGUGACCAUAAUAGGUGCCCUGAGAGUAGUGGAACCCAAGUAAUUGUACUUUUUACUUAUUACUGAGGCCAUUGUGGUAGUGAGUUAGUUUGAGGGCCCCCUUUUAGAAAUUAAGAAAGAUAUUCUCCUCCCAAUCCCAGAUUGUCUAACUAGCUAGAAAUUUAUGUACAAAAUGAAGAGGUAAGAGGGAAAAGCAAACUUUCUGUUAUUGAGUUAUGAGAGUAUUAUUUAUCUCUGAAUGAUGUACUUUGAGUUUAGUUAUAUGAAAUUCCUUAGACAGCCAGAACUUGUGACUAUUCACCCAUUUAACAAAUAUUAUUGAAGGUCUACUCAGUUUCAGGCAAUCUGCAAGGCACUGACUGACAUCUAGAGAUAAACAUAAACCUAGUUCCUGACCCUAGUUUGUGGGAGGAGACUGACAUUUACUUAUUAACGGUGAGAGAAGUACUAUAGUAGAUAGAAAUGCUAUAAGGUUUGCAAAUAUUUUCUCCUAUUCCAUUGGUCGUCUUUUCAUCCUGUUGAUUGUUUUCUUUGCUGUGCAGAACCUUUUUAAUUUGAUGUAGUUCCACUUUGUCUAUUUUUGCUUUUGUUACCGUUGCUUUUAGUGUCAUAUCCAAGAAGUCAUUGCCAAGACCAAUGUCAAGAAGAUGUACCCCUAUAUUUUCUAUAGGAGUUUUACAGUUUCAGGUCUUAUGUUUAAAUCUUUAAUCCACGUUGACUUGAUUUUUAUGUAUGGUAUAAGGUAAGGGUCCAAUUUCUUUUUUUAUCUUUUUUUUGCAUGUUGAUACUACAAUUUUCCAAACACCACUUGUUGAAGAGACAAUUUUUCCCCAUUGUAUGUUCUUGGCACCCUUGUCAAAGAUCAGUUGACUGUAUGUUUUACUUUAUUUCUGGGCUCUCUGUUCUGUUCCAUUGCUAUUUGUCUGUCUUUAUGCCAGUACCAUACUGUUUUAAUUACUAUGGGUUUGUAAUUUAGUUUGAAAUCAGGACUGUGAUGCCUCCAGCUUUUUUGUUCUUUCUUAAGAUCAUUUUGGUUAUUCUGAGUCUUUUGUGGUUCUAUAUGAUUUUAUGAUUGUUUUUUCUAUUUCUAUAAAAAAUGUCAUUGGAUUUUGAUGGGCAUAACAAUGAAUCUGUAUAUCACUUUGGGUAGUGGACAUUUUAACAAGCCACAUGGUAACCACAAAAAAAACCCCCAAAA